AUGAAAGUUGAAGAAUUAAUUAUUGACGGUUUUAAGUCGUAUGCGACAAGAACCGUUAUCUCUGAUUGGGAUCCCCAAUUCAAUGCCAUUACUGGGUUGAAUGGUUCAGGUAAAUCAAAUAUUUUGGAUGCAAUAUGUUUUGUCCUUGGUAUUUCUUCGAUGAGCACGGUGAGAGCCUCCAAUCUUCAAGAUCUGAUCUAUAAGAGGGGGCAAGCUGGUGUAACAAAGGCUAGUGUAACUAUUGUGUUCGAUAACAGUGACAAGACCAAUUCCCCGAUCGGUUUUAAGGAUUCACCAAAAAUUUCUGUAACGAGACAAAUUGUAUUAGGUGGUACAUCAAAAUAUCUAAUUAAUGGUCAUAGAGCUCCUCAACAAACGAUUUUGCAAUUAUUUCAAUCUGUUCAACUUAAUAUUAAUAAUCCUAAUUUCUUGAUUAUGCAAGGUAAAAUCACAAAAGUUUUGAAUAUGAAACCAACAGAAAUACUAUCAUUAAUCGAGGAGGCUGCAGGUACUAAAAUGUAUGAAGAUAGAAGAGAGAAAGCAGAAAGAACAAUGGCUAAAAAAGAAGAAAAAUUACAAGAAAAUAGAUCUUUAUUAGUAGAAGAAAUUGGUCCUAAAUUAGAGAAGCUAAAACAAGAAAAGAGAAUGUUUUUAGAGUUUCAAACUACUCAAUCAGAUCUAGAGAAAAUAUCAAGAAUAGUUCGUGCUUUUGACUACUAUAAUACCAAACAAAGAUAUGAAACUGCAAAAGAUACAAUGGAAAACGGUGAAAAACGUAUGGAUGCUAUUGCAACUUUACUCGAGAAGACUAAAGGUGAGAUCGAAUCAUUAAAUGAAGAUUUAGAAGACAUAAAAAACAGAAAAAAAUCUGAUAUAGAGAAAGAUGGAAAGCUUUCACAACUGGAAAAGAAAGAAGGAGACUUGUUGGACCAAAUAUCCAGAUUAAAUACUACAUUAUCUAUUUGCAAUACUGAUGUGGUAGAUGCUGACAAAAAAGUGAAAAGCCUAAUGUCCAGCACCGACAAAAUUUCAAAGGAUCUAACAAAUAAAUCAGAUAAAUAUAAGUUGAUAGAGAAAGAAUAUAAUGAAUUGAACGAAAAACUUGAAAAACUAAAAUCUUACCAUAAAACGAAAAGUGAAUUAUUAUCUACAUUAUCUACCGGUAUUUCAUCGAGUGGUGGAACAGAUAAUGGUUACACCGAACAGUUAGUAGCGGCAAAGCACAAACUAAAUGAAUAUCAGGUAGAUAUAAAGAAGAAAAAGAUGAGAAUUGAAAUUAUGAAUAGAGAACUAACCACAAACGCGCCAAGGUUGGCUGAGGCUAAACGUGAAUACACUGAGCUGGAAUCGCAUAUUGCACAAUUGGAAACAGGGUGUGGUGACCUAACAAACAAUCUGGCCAAGUUUGGUUUUAAUCCAAGCCUUCAACAGGAACUAAAAGUGAAAGAGACAAAUUUACAAAAUGAAAUAUAUAAAGUUUCAAGUUCGAUGGAAAACCUAAGAAGGAGAAUGAAUAAUUUGGACUUUCAAUACACAAAACCCUCAGAAAAUUUUAAUACAGAUUCUGUGAAAGGUGUUGCUGCCCAGCUUUUCACAAUUAAAAACGAUAAUUUGGAUUGUGCAACAGCAUUGCAAGUAUGUGCUGGUGGUAGGUUAUACAACGUUGUUGUUGAAGACGAAAAGACAGCAUCGGAAUUACUACAACGAGGUCGUCUUCGUAAGCGUGUAACAAUUAUUCCGCUGAAUAAAAUUGCCACAAGAGUUGUUAAUGAUAAGGUUUUGAAGACAGCAAAAUCAAUUGCACCAGGUUCCGUUGAUCUUGCACUGAAUCUGAUUGGGUACGAAGAAGAAGUUUCUAAAGCAAUGAAAUUCAUUUUUGGUGGUAGCUUAAUUUGCAAAGAUGCGGAGACAGCUAAGAAAGUAACCUUUAAUCCAAAUGUGAGAACAAGAAGUAUCACACUUGAUGGAGAUGUUUAUGACCCAGAAGGUACAUUAUCGGGAGGUAGUAGGAACGUCUCAAAUUCUCUGCUAUUGGACAUUCAAAAAUAUAAUGAAACAAAUUCUAAGCUUGCAACUUUGGAGAACCAGCUCUUGAAUAUAAAAGAACAAAUUCAAGAACAAAUUAAAAUAUCUCAAAAGACGAAAGCUUUACAAAACGAAUUGAAUAUAGCUCAGCAUAAACUUGAUCUUGCUAAGAAAAGUUUUUCUUCGAAUAGUGCAACACAACUUGUAGCAAGAAACGAAGAGUUAGAUGUUGAUAUUCAAUCAUGUAAUGUUGAUAUUGAAAGAACAGAGGGUAAAAUGAAUGCUUUAAAUAUAGAGAUACAAAAAAUUCAAAGAGAUGCAAAUGAAUUUGCAAGCAAUAAAGGUGCAAAACUGGAUGAACUAAAGAAAGAAGUAAACAGUCUUUCCGAUGAUAUUACUCAGUUAAACACAACACUGGAAGAAAAAUAUGACACCUACCAAAAUAUGCAAUUAGAUACAGAACAAUUGGAGAGUGAUAUUAAAACAAACACAGCUUUGAUUGAGCAAACUAAGGACUCUUUAGAAACCCUUAGACAAAAGAAAACUGAAAUCGAAUCUAGUGUAGGUUCCCGAAAGGGAGACUUGACGGUGACUCAGAAUGAAUUAGCUGACGAAAAGAGUCGUUUAUUUGAAAUUGACGAGGAGGUGAAAGAGUUGGAAGCCUUCAUUAAAAGUAAAAGAGAAUUGAUUUCAAAGAAUGACCUAGAAGCACAAAAGAUUAAAAAUGAUAUUAAUGAUUACAGAAAUAACUCGAAACAUCUGCAAACGAAGCUUGAUGAAUUAACUAAAGAAUUUGCUUGGUUAAAAGAUUUUGAUAUGGUCAAAAGCAUAGUUUCACAACAUGAAGGUAUUAAUUUGUCGCAAUAUAAAGAAAGAGCCACUCGGUUAGAGGAAAAUUAUAAAGUUCUUAGACCCAAAGUUAAUCCAAAUAUUAUGAGUAUGAUUGAAAAUGUAGAGAAGAAAGAAACUGCGUUGAAAACAAUGAUCAAUACCAUUGAGAAAGAUAAAUUAAAAAUUAAGGAAACCAUAUCUAAACUGAAUGAAUUUAAAAGGGAAACAUUGGUCAAGACUUGGGAAAUAGUCAAUACGGAUUUUGGUAAUAUAUUCGCUGAUUUACUUCCAAACUCUUUCGCAAAGUUGGUCCCACAAGAGGAUAAAGAUGUUACAGAAGGUCUUGAAGUUAAAGUGAAACUAGGUAGUAUAUGGAAAGAGAGUUUAGUCGAAUUAUCGGGUGGUCAAAGGUCCUUAAUCGCAUUAUCACUCAUUAUGGCAUUAUUACAAUUCAGACCUGCACCAAUGUAUAUUCUUGAUGAAGUUGAUGCUGCUCUUGACUUAAGUCAUACACAGAAUAUUGGACAUUUAAUAAAGACAAGAUUCAAGGGAUCUCAAUUUAUUGUUGUGUCAUUGAAAGAAGGUAUGUUUACAAAUGCUAAUAGGGUGUUUAGAACCAGAUUCCAGGAUGGUACCUCUGUUGUGAGUCUAAUGUAA
Molecule: messenger RNA, 3513 nt
Organism: Maudiozyma saulgeensis
Lineage: Eukaryota; Fungi; Ascomycota; Saccharomycetes; Saccharomycetales; Saccharomycetaceae
Source: the annotation of a GenBank genome assembly